Xiphophorus couchianus (Monterrey platyfish) is the source of this 6978-nucleotide messenger RNA. RefSeq names its product ubiquitin associated protein 2a (gene ubap2a). The record is from RefSeq and is a predicted model, not a curated record. Gene Ontology annotation, cellular component: cytoplasm; nucleus. Bases 2512 to 6282 code for a protein of 1256 amino acids. NCBI's taxonomy places the organism in Eukaryota, Metazoa, Chordata, Actinopteri, Cyprinodontiformes, Poeciliidae. Gene Ontology annotation, molecular function: protein binding. The transcript has 26 exons.
UCCUCAUCCUGUUCACCUUACUGUUAACGUUUCGCACUCGGUGUGCGUCAAACUUAAUCAGUCGUUCGUUGGACCGGCGAGUAGCUGGCUUCCUUUGUCGCCGUAGCCGGGCUUUUAAAGGAUGCCUCUUUGCAAUUUUUCUGUUGUCUUGAAUCCCGGCGAGCAAUGUCGGGAUGGGAUUGUGCUCUGUGAGGCCUUUCCCCCCCACCUCCUUCCUCCUGUAGAUUUGAUACACCUUUGUUGCUGCCAGGCUCCGGCUCGGUUGGGUAAUGUGAGCAUUUUGACUGUAUCCGCGCGUUUCGUUGUUGUAUAGCAGCGGCCCCCAGAAACACGCACAGCACUUCCACGACACGUUUGAUGGAUCAACUCGGGCGAGAUUUUGGGUAGCAUCGUUAGCCGCAGCGUUUGUUCGACGCUAGCUAGUGUCAACGGUAGCACGAAGCGGCUAACAGCGAGCUAGCGAGGACAAAGGGGACGGCAGUGUCAACAACACAAGAGUCUGUCAGUGUCGAGCCGAUGGUUAUGUCUUCAAAUCUUUUGUGUUUGUAGGGUACGCGUAAUGUAUCCACAUUUUAGAUGUUAGAAACGACUAACACGGCAGCAACCAGCUAAAAUGCAGCGUUGACUCAAAACAACACAAUACUACAGAGUUAAUUGUCUUUUAGCUGGAAAAAAGCCUCCAAAAAAUAGUGAACAUUGUUGUGCCAUUUUAGACAUUUGUCAUUGUUUUUUUUUCUCUUUUGUAUACCCAAAUGAAUAUUUAAACUCUGCUUUAAAAAGGCAUCAAGUAAUUUAUCUCAUACGCUUAUUACAAUAUCGUUGCUAUUGCAAACUAGAUUGUCCAUGACAGAAAUUGGAAUUAUUCUAAGAAACUCAAAUCUGCUGAAAUUGUAUAAAACGCCUGUUCUUGUUUCAGCUUUGUUCAAUGGUGCAGCCAAUGAGAAGCUUUGUGUUUGCCAGCGUCACGCAGAGCACGUAUAGCUGGACUGCCAUUGUUCUCUGACUGAAAACAAAUUUCAGUUUGCACAUGUAGUUGCGUGUUUUAAAGGUGCACAGAUCUGAGAUCUUGUGGCUGAAUUCUAAUUCACAGAUUUUGUAGGGCUUGUAGAGUACCAAUGUUAUUUUUCUGCUUUUUGCAUAUGUAGUUUUAAAAAUGUUUGUUGCGAAACAUUAUUUUCUUAACACAUUCCAAAGUUACAGCCUCAUGUAUAUGCAUAGUAAAUUCUCCCAGGUUCUUGUAUAGGGGUAUCUGCAUAAAUAAAACCAGGGGGAAAAAUGACAGCUUAUAUAUAUAUAUUUUUUACUUUUUUACAUGAUUUAUUUUCCAUAAGAUCUACUCAGAAUAAUCAGCUGCGUUCAACUUAAGAUCUGAAGAGGAAAGAAACAGAUGUGCUGCUGUUAGAUUUAGUGAUUCAUUAAUUUAUUGCAGGUGUAAAAGAGCUUUAAAAGGCCUCUCUGUCCAGAGUAAUAAUUAAUUUAUUGUUUUAGAACCAGAGGAAGUACUGCUCAGCACUUGGAACAGAAUCUCAGUGUCAUUUUAAAACAAAAACAACAUCAUACAAUUUGACAUAGCAGCCUAUUCUGUUCUUAGAGUUGCCCAACAACAAUCUGACUGUAUUCUCCAUCGAGAAGUAGAAUCUUACCUUUACCGUGGGAUUCCCUAGUCUGCCAAGAUUUUGUAAUCAACAUGUGAAAUGAAAGAUAUAGUUUAGCUCUUCAAAAAGCUAAAACAAAGUAACUUUAGAGUCAUAUGUUCCACUUGUUUUUUUUUGUUUUUUCCCCCUGUGUGAAAGCCUUUGUCUUUUCUCAGUGACGACUUCUACGCAGAAGAGUGUUGUCAAUGCAACCUGCAUCCUUACUGAUCAGAAAACAAGUCAUAUUUUUAGUUAUUGAUCAGUCAGUCAACAGUCGGAGCAGAAAUGAAUCAUAAAGUCUGCCAAUUGCGAGUGCAUAUCGAGACUAUUAUGGAACUAAUAGCAGCGGUGUAAUAAAACAUCACACUGAAUUUGCAGUCGUGUAGCAAGACUCUGAUUAGGAUCCUCGUGUCGAUUAGAUCAUUUCAAUGCAUCAGUUUUGUGUUUAGGGUCUAAAUAGAAGCUCAUGUCCCACAUGAGACAGGAUAUGAGGUCUGGGGUGUGUUGUUUGUCCACGUUGUGUAGACUGUGGUGUUUGUGAAAGGACACUGGGUCGCUCUUCCUCCUUGACCCAGAUUUUCAGCAAAGCUGUUGCGUCACUAGGCCAACUGUGCGUCUUACAGCCUCCACAAGGCCACUAUUCAUUACUCGAGAGUGAGGCUUUACUGUGCUCAAAGCAUCUUCUGGCCUUGGAUGCUCAGGAAGUUCUGUGGCAUCAAACGAGGGGAAAGCUGCAGCUGGGUCGUAAACAGCCUUGUGGGAGUUAUUAAUUAGCAUUACUGCUGGUAUCUUUUGCUCAUUCUCUUAUGUGGGUUUUACUUCUUGAUUUCUGCAGGUUUUUCUAUUUUGUACAUACAGAGUUUUGUAUAUACUGUAUAUGAUGAGCUUGCUGGGCGGCGACAAGGCCCGGGGUCCUCGGGAAAAAGCGCUGCCAGCGGCCCCUCACACACCACAGCCACAGAAGCAAAUACAGGCUACUGCUGAGCAGAUCCGGCUUGCUCAGAUGAUCUACGACAAGAAUGAUGCUGACUUUGAGGACAAAGUUAACCAGCUGAUGGAGGUGACUGGGAAGAAUCAAGAUGAGUGCAUGGUAGCGCUUCAUGACUGCAAUGAGGAUGUUAGCAGAGCCAUCAAUUUCCUCCUGGAGAGCACUUCGGACAUGACCUCAUGGGAGACAGUGGGGAAGAAGAAGCCUCUGGUGAAGGAGAGCCCAUCAGAGAGCAAAGAGAACAAGGAGAACCGGGAGAAGAAAGGGGAGCGGGAGGCAAGCAAGGGCCGCGCCUCGGCCAACCGCAAAGGAAAGGGGGCCAGUCGGAACCGGCAGGCACGUCCAGAGGAGAACGGUGUGGAGGCGACUCCACUGGACAAAGGUUCGGAUCGAGGUCGAAGAGCCAGGGGAAGCAGAGGGUCAGGAGGUCGGGGUCGAGGCAGAGCGCCACCCGGAAGCAGGUUCUCAGCACAGGGCAUGGGGACUUUCAACCCAGCGGACUACACCUCAGAGGCUGGGACUGGGACCACACAGACUGAGGGUUGGGACACAGCCAACAGCAACAACAACAGCAGCAGCACAGAUGGGACAGUUGCCUGGAAAAAUACCAUGGAAGACUGGACAGCUGAGGAGUGGAAUGAAGAUGUCAGUCUUUCAGAGACCAAGGUUUUCACCUCCUCAAGUGCACCUGCUGUUGAGAACCAUAUCACCCCUGGGCAAAGUCUGGACCUGGCUUCUCUGCUGCAAAAGCCUGGAGUAGGAGGAAGAGAGCCACCUUCCUCUUCUUCCACACCGAGUCUGGUCUUCACCAACUCCCACCACCAUCAGCAACCGCCGCCCAGCCGCAGCAUGACCAGCAGCACGAGCUACGCCCACGCUGCUCUGUCUUCGGUUCUGGGGGCUGGUUUUGGGGACUUGGGCCAAGCCAAGAGGCCUCAGCCUAGUGCUGGUGCUCAGAUCCUGGAACAGCUCAAGGGUCCCGGUUUGGGCCAGCUGCCCUCAUCCCAGGCUGCCCCCCCUGUCAGCACCCCAGGAAGCAACACCUCCACGGGUCGGCUGCCGGGCCUGGGAGCGCCGGUACCGCCGCCAUCAUCCUCAAACUGGGACAUGAAAGCUUCAGAGUCCAACAGCGUAUCCUUGUCCUCGCAGUUCAGUCGUGAAUUUGGGCUGCAGCCGGAGCCUUCUCUGGUACUGAGCCAGCUGGUUCAGAGGCACAGCGGCCCCUCCUUGCCUCUGGCGCGCCAGCCCAGUCCACCGAUGCAGCAGCAAGCAGCCCCUGCUUCAGCCUCGCCUGCUCCCCAACACAUCAGCACGCCAGCACAGGCCGGCCCGGUGACGGCUGCUGCUGGUGCUAAGCCUGGCGCUCCCAGUCCGGGGCUGGACUCCCACGGGAGCAGCACGCCACAGCAACAGCGGGGGCAGCUCAAAGGCCCGAAACGAAGGAUACCUCCUACAUCGAAGAUCCCAUCCACAGCAGUAGAAAUGCCAGGCUCAGCUGAUGUUCCAGGGCUAAACCUCCAGUUUGGAGCUCUGGACUUUGGUUCAGAGUCAGCACUGCCAGAGUUUGGGGUCGUGGACAACUGUGUGAGCGCGGUGUCUCGGGAGUCCACGCCGGCGCCCGCCCCAGCACCACCUGCAUCAGGACCAGGGACCCAAAGCCACACAAGUCUGUAUUCAAAACCUCUCAGUGAGUCGCUGGGCAGCUCUCUCUCAGUCGCCCUCCCUUCGCCCCUCUCGUCGUCUGAACCGGUGUAUCACUCCUCCAGCGCGGCCAUGCCCAGCCUCACACCAUCGUUGGGGGCAAACUGCCCCGCUAACCCUCCGUCGUCCACCUCAGCGACCUCAACCACCUCAUCUUCUGCACCUUCUACCUCCUCCCACUUCUCCUCAGUAGGGGGGAGUUACGAAGGUACAAUGCCCCCUCACAAUCGGCUUGCUUUUUCCCAGAGCAAGGACCCAACGGGGCCGGUGAUGAAUGGUCUGAAUGGUGUGAGAACUUCAGCUGCUCUAGACACGUCAUCGGCUUCUUCUACACCAAAACCAGAAUCGCCGUCUGUGAACAUCAACACCAACGGUCCCUCAGCGUCCUCCCACUUAACCCCCAACCUGUCCCCACACAGCUCCACCACGCUCUCCAGCCUAACACAGGACCUGCCGUCAGCUAACCAGCUGAACUCGCUCAACAGCCAUGUCAGCAGCCAUUCCUCGGUUUCAGCUCUGGGAUCAAGUUCUCUCACUUAUACGAGUGUGGACAGCAGCAACGUGAGCUCCCUCACUCCCUCGUCCAGCUCUUACACACCUUCACAGCCCACAAACUCAUCGCUCCACUCAGCCCACAACAGCAGCAAUAGUAGCAGCAUCAGCCACCUGGCAAACAUGCCCAGCAUGGGCAGCAACAUGAGCAGCACGGUCGGAGGCAUCACCGGCACCAGUGGAUUCCACUCGGCCGCCGCCAUCGCCACCAGCACGGCGCUGGGACUCGGCUCCAAUGGAGCCACCGCCGCGUCCAACCUCUCCGUACCGAGGACCACAGCGCUGCUCUCCUCCACUGGCAAAACUCCUCCCAACCUUUCCCAGGGAGUGCCUCCUCUACUACCAAACCAGUAUAUAAUGGGACCAGGGGGCCUGCUGCCCGCUUACCCGCAGAUCUACGGCUAUGAAGACCUCCAUAUGCUCCAGUCUAGACUGCCAAUGCCCUCUCUGCAGGAUUACUAUGGAAUCACAUUCCCUGGACCAACAGCAGCUCUCUCUGGCAGAGACGGGAGUCUAACCAACAACCAUUAUUCAGGUGACAUCACAAAGUUUCCCCGGAACGACUCCACCUCCCCAGCGCCCCCUACCAGCCUGGCAGCCCCCCAGCCUCCCCAGGCCCAAAGCCAAGGUCAGAGCCAGGCGCAGCCUCAGCCUCCCCAGGCGCAGCCCCCGGCCCAGCCACAGCACCACAGCAGCCAGCAGGCCUUUCUGCCGCCGGGCUAUAGCUACACGGGCCUGCCGUACUACCCCGGCGUGCCCGGCGCCGUGCCCAGCGCCGCCGCCUUCCAGUACGGCCCCACCAUGUUCGUCCCGCCCGGAGGCCCUGGGCCGGCCUCGGCGAAGCAGCACAGCAUGAGCCUGGGCCUGGGCAACCCCUCGGCCAGCCCCUUCCAGCAGCAGGCGCAGCAGCAGCCCAGCGGUUACGGCCAGCACGCCUUCAGCUCAGGUUAUGAGGAGCUGACAGCAGGGCCAGCGGGAGUAGAGUACAGUAAAGGUUACAACUCCUCUUCACAGGCACAAGCCAAAUCUGCUGCUGCAGGGCCUGGAAAAGGUGUCUCAGUGACAUCCAGUAACUCCGGCGUGCCAGACAUCAGUGGAAGUGUUUACAAUAAGACCCAGUCUUUCGAUAAGCAGGCUUUCCAUGCAGGGACCCCUCCUCCGUUCAGCUUGCCGUCGGCCCUAGGGGGUCCCGGACCGCUGAACCCCGGAGCAGCUCCUGGAGGCUAUGCACCCGCCCCAUUCCUCCACAUCCUGCCUCACCAGCAACCACACUCACAACUGCUGCACCACCACCUCGCUCAGGACGGACAGGGCGGGCCGAGCCAGCGUGGUCAGUCCAGCAGCCUGCAGCAGAAGAGCCAAGUCAACAAGUCGAGCUACGGCAGCUCCCCAUACUGGGCCAACUGAGACGGUUGCAUCUGCAGAGAGAAAGAGAGAAUGUGUGUGUGUGUGUGCGGACAUACACACACACGGGUUGAUAUCGCGCGAUCGUUGAGGGACAGAAGCGUUUUUACAACACAAGCUAAAAUAAACACACACUACCAUCCUCUCCCCCCCCUUUGCUCUGUAUAUCCCCCUUUUCAAAUUUAUGGCUGUUGUAUGUAAAAUAUAUUUAUGUAUUUAUACAGUAUAUAUGUAUUGGUAGGACAUAAAAUGUGGUUUUCUGCAUUGUUUUUAUUUUGAAGGACAUUUUAUUUCCAAAAAAGAAAGAAAGUGGAACGAUGAGAAUGCUAAACCAUGGAGAUAAAGUUGGUGAAUAUACUUGAACACAAGCAUCUUGUGAUGUGAUUUUUCUUUGUUUGCAACCAUAAGCUGAGAAUGGUGUACAUAGAUUAUACGCAUCAUUUUCGAAGCAAAAGGCCUUUUUUAUUAUUAUUAUUUUGGGGGCAGGGGGAACUAUGUUUUUGUAACUUUGGUCGCCCGCAUCUGUGAAAUCCUUAUACUGAGGGUGACUUUAAUAGCCUGACUUCUCUUCUUUCUCCCAGUUUCUUUCCAUUUGUCUCUCAUUCCUGAAUUCUUACUUGUUGGCUGGUUUGAUCAGCCAAGCCUUGGGUUUGAUGUCAUUUUAAUCCUUGUUGUCCAAAUUAAAAGUUAUUAACAGUU